AUGGAUGUGCAAAUUUCUUCCCAGAGUGAGCUGACCUGGAUACGCAAUGUGCACAACAGCACUGCCGAAACUCCACAUACGGCUGGAACGUGUAAUCAGACUUUGUCCACACAGCCACCGAGCUCCAAGUUUUCACUGGGCGUAUUGGUGCUGCUGGCUUUCCUCAUGGUGUUGCUAGCUCUGGUCACCAUCUUUGGAAACGUCCUGGUGAUCCUUGCUUUCAUCACGGACAGAAACCUCAGGUAUCGGAGUAACUAUUACUUUCUCAAUCUUGCUAUUUCUGACUUUGCAGUAGGUGCAUUCUGUAUGCCUCUGUACAUCCCUUAUGCCCUGACAGAGACAUGGCACUUGGGAAGAGACCUGUGCAAGCUCUGGCUAGUUAUGGACUAUCUCCUGUGCACAGCUUCAGUGUUUAGCAUCAUCCUUAUCAGCUACAACUCUGUCCUGUCAGUUACAAAAGCUGUAUCUUACAGAGCCCAGCAGGAAAUAACAUCCAACCCCGUCAUCAAGAUGGUGGCCAUCUGGGUCUUUGCUUUCCUCCUCUACUGCCCACCAAUCCUCUUCUGGGACCAGACCAGCGUGGUAGCAGCAGAUCAGCGCUACGCCAAGUUCUUCGACAAUUGCUACUUCCUCCUCUGUACAUCCACCCUGGAGUUCUUUGUGCCGCUGCUCGCAGUGACCUACUUCAAUGUGCACAUCUUCCACAACGUCCAGAGGCACCAGCGGCAUGGCAGCACGCAGGACUGUGAGCCUCCAAGGAGCAGCAGCCUGUCCUGGAGAUUUUGCCUCUUGCCAAGGCCAGGAGCAUCUUCUCCUCCAUCGGAAGCAGAAGACAGCGUUUCAUCAUUAACGAGGUCAUAGAGACCAGCAGCGAUGGCUAACUGUCCAUCUCCAACACAAACCAGUCCCAUGGCCCUCAAAAAUGACUCUUCUGUCCCUUUCUGUUCAAGGACUGGGUCAAAACUGCAGCGGGACAAGAAAAUGCUUGCUAUAAUUGUAUGUGUCUUUGCCAUUUGCUGGGCCCCAUACACUUUACUAAUGAUUAUUUGUGGGGCCUGUCAAGGAAAGUGCAUCCAUAAGUCCUUGUAUGAAAUAACCUUUUGGCUUUUGUGGCUCAAUUCCUCUCUGAAUCCAUUUCUUUACCCUCUCUGUCUUAUGAGGUUUCAAAUGGCUUUCAUGAAAAUAUUAUGUCCCAAAAAGUUUGCAACAUUGAGAUCAGGCUCUUUUUAG
Molecule: messenger RNA, 1230 nt
Organism: Pygoscelis adeliae (Adelie penguin)
Lineage: Eukaryota; Metazoa; Chordata; Aves; Sphenisciformes; Spheniscidae
Gene: HRH4
Product: histamine receptor H4
Biological process (GO): adenylate cyclase-activating adrenergic receptor signaling pathway
Cellular component (GO): plasma membrane
Molecular function (GO): G protein-coupled acetylcholine receptor activity
Source: RefSeq, a predicted model, not a curated record